UCUACAGUCUAACAAAUUCCUCGUACUGUCGUCAGGUAGCGCUGCAAGCACUCCAAUUCGGCCGGCCGCCCCUGAUUGUAAUAAUACAACAUGGCGGCAUGUCAUCAGUGCAGUGCAGUGUCUUGCGUGUUUGAGAAGUAAAACGCAACCACCACCACCACCAUCAGAAAUUGGCAAAGAAGAAGACCAAGCAACUGAAACUGACAAAGCUAAAAAAGAAACUCAGCAAUACUUUGCACGCAUUGAUCACAUCUGAGGAUCCACCCCUGACUUUCGUUUCCUGUCUUUGAAACGUGGCCCGUCUGCUCCAGCUUCAAGUUUGGUCAGCCAAAACAACGGAGCCAGCCACCCACGCGUCUCUCGUUUUUCAAAUUGUGAAUUGUAAUAAGCCACUGCUGCUGUGAUAUUUAACGUUAAGACUCGCAACUUGAAUACCAACAACAAAAUGUCCUACGAUCCUCAGUGGAGUCAUUUCCAGCCGCCAACAGCCAUGAACAGCUCCACGUCUGACGUCUUCAACUUUAAAAAUCAAGGUCAUUCGGAAUACAACAACUCAAGUUACUCGUCGCCGGCGCCGUUCAUGAGGCCAGUGAUCGGCAGCGGCGGAUACCCUUCCUCGUCGGCGACAUCGUCAUCGUCGUCCCGUUUCCCGACCAUCGGCACUUUCUCCACCACGGACGUGUUCAACGGCGCCUCUUCGGACAACAUGUUUGGCGGCAGGUCACCGCCUAACAGCACCACCAACAACACGUCUAACAACUACGGCGACUCUGCUGGCAACAACCAGAACAUCAGGGAAACCGGCAUCAUUGAGAAACUGCUGCACUCAUACGGCUUCAUACAGUGCUGCGACCGUCAGGCUCGGCUCUUCUUUCACUUCAGCCAGUUCAACGGCAACAUCGAGCACCUGAAGAUUGGUGAUCCGGUAGAGUUUGAGAUGACUUACGACCGGCGCACUGGCAAGCCGAUCGCCAGCGCCGUGACCAAGAUCGCGCCCGAGGUGGUGCUCAGCGAGGAGCGCGUGAUGGGCAUCGUGACGACGGAACUGUCGCAGCCGCCCGAGUCACAAGGCCGCAUCAGCUAUGAGAACCGCGGCGAGUGCUUCUUCCUGCCAUACAACAAGGAUGACGUCGAGGGCAACGUCACCCUCAGGUCGGGUGACAAGGUCUCCUUCCAAAUCGCCACCAAUCAAAGCAGGAGUGGCAACCUGGCCGCUCGCAAUGUCCGGCUCGAGAACCCGGCUCACCCCGUCCGCUACCAGGGUGUGGUGUGCUCAAUGAAGGAGAGCUUUGGCUUCAUUGAGCGCGCUGAUGUCGUCAAAGAAAUUUUCUUCCACUUCUCUGAGGCCAAGGGUUUGAAGGAAGAACUCGCCCUUGGCGACGACGUCGAGUUUACAAUCCAAACUAGAAACGGCAAAGAAGUGGCGUGCAACAUCACUCGCCUGGAGUCUGGCAGCGUUAUCUUCGAGGACGUGGGCACUGAGCUGAUUAGUGGUCAGGUCCUGAAACCCCUGGAACGCAACCUGGCACGUCACCAGAACGAUCCACUGCCUGGCCGUAUCCGCUACCGCGCUCCUGACCAUAAGGAGGUGGACAUCCAGUUUGGAGACAAAGAUCAGCAGGGCGAUUUCACCCUGAGACACGGUGACUGGGUCGAGUUCUGCGUCGCCACCGACCGCCGCGACGGACUCCAAAGGGCUACGAAGAUUAAGAUACUGCCUGAGUCUUUCAAUGUGUCUGGCGAAAAGCGAGAGCAAGGCAUUGUGGUGAACUUGAAGGAUGGAUUUGGCUUCAUCAACUGCGCCGACCGAGAUGCCAGGAUGUUCUUCCAUCUAAAUGAAAUGCUAGACAUAGACCGUGUAUUGCGCAUCGGCGAUGAAGUCGAAUUUACGGUUGCCCAGGACCUUUCGCAACCUGGCAGACAGAGCGCCACCCGCAUUUUGAUGCUGCCCUCGGGAACAGUCCAGUUUGAGCUGAUCGUUCAGCGCGAUCUCAAUGGCGUAGUGACCAAAGACGCACCCAACAUCACCUCGUGGCAACCACGUAGCCCCUCUAAGAGCGAGAAGAAUCAACCGGAGGCUGGCCAAAUUUCUUACACAGUUGAAAGCGAAAAGAAAGUUGUCUCCUACUUCGCCAAGGACUGCCAUGAUAUUAAGAACAUACCAAGAUUAAAUGAUAAGGUUCGCUUCAACAUCGCUCAGGUGAAGCGGAACAAGGAGUUGCUGGGGGUGGAUGUGCAGAUCACGCAGAAGGCGUCCCCGACCAAGAACAACGUCGCAGCAAACAGCAACAGCAAUGUAAGCAACGGCCCUGCCCUGAGCCCUCUGGGCCCAGUUGGGUCGCAGUGCCAGGGCUGGCUUGCCGCCAUAAAGGACGGAUUCGGCUUCAUAGAGGCGUCGACGCACGACCGUGAGGUUUUCUUCCACUUCAGCAACUACGACCGCGACCCAACGACCCUAGAGGUGGGCGCUGAAGUCGAAUUCACCCUGGGCGCGCGCAACACGUCUAAUGGCUCUUGCGUGUCCGCCGAGAACGUGCGCGUGCUGGCCAAAGGCACCAUCGUGGUGGCCGAGAUCGAGCCCGAUGUGCGCAACGGAAAGGUGGUCAGAUCGCUGCGGGCAGCAAACCCUGAGCAGGCAGAGUACGCCGGCCUCGUCAGGGAGGUGCUGGACGAAGAGGACAGCGAGGAAUCCGUCGGCAGCGAAUUUGAGUUUGGUAUAUCCAGCCUGCAAAACAAGCGCGAACUGCUGCAGAACGGCGACGCAGUCACCUUCCAAGUGGAUGCUGACAACAGAGCCACCAAUAUAGUCGCCGUCAGGAAGAAGCUGCGUGCGGUCGUUGAUACCAUGAAAGGCCAGUUUGGUUUUCUCAACCAUGAAAUGGAAGAUGGCAAAAAGCUGUUUUUCCGCACCUCAGAGGUUGCUGAAAACGUCACCCUUCAGCCAGGAGAUACCGUCGAAUUUGUCCUUGUGACCAACCAGCGCACUGGAAAGUCUUCAGCCUGCUCUCUUGUGCGAGUGGCGGACGCCAGGCGGCCGGAAAGAAUGAUGAGCAAGCUGCGCAGCAUCAGCCUGGAUGAGGCUGGGCCGAAGGUUGUGACCAUCAGACAGCCCAAGGGCCCAGACGCGAGCAGCAAGGGCUUCAGCAGCGAGGCCCGCACGCCGCGCAAGCCAGGCUUUGUCCCCAUUAUUGAGGAGGAGAAGAUCGAGGAGGUCAAGUAAAGAAACUUGUGAUAGGCAGGCCUGCUGUCGGCCUGAAAUCACACUCACAUACGAAUGUACACUCGCAAGGGACACAGCCUUUUCUACAGCCCGAUACACGGGAUUUCACGCAAUUCUAAUCAAAGUUUCCUCGUAGCUUAAUUGCCGCCGCCUCUGAUUUUACGAUAAUAGUCCUGCAUUUAUUUGGGGACGAACACAAACCAAAAAUCUGAUGAAAAAUAUUAAAUUGAUGCAUAUCAAAAGAUGAAAUUUCAAACAAACAAUUAUUACACAAGAGAAAAAAUGCUUUAAACUCGGACGAUGUGGAUGCCGCCAAAUUCUCUCGCCCCCCGAUUAGCUAAGGCGGAAGUCGAUAGUGUCCGGAACGGACGACCGUUUUAGAAAUCCGAAUUUAUUCCUUUGCUCUUGUAUUUCUUCUAAAUUGUAACUAACGUCCUUUUCGGGCAGUGGCCGAUCUCCGCACAAGGCGAAAUGUAUAAUUUACUUACGCCCAAAUUAGUUGUUUUACAUCUCACUGCAGAAGAGUUGCAUUCGAUUUUAAUUUGACGCAGUGCUUCAAACCAAGUCACUUUUUAGCCGGACAGCAGUUUGUAAUCUAUCUCUCCUCACAACAUGUUGCUGUAUUUCUUCAUUGAAGUAAUUUUGGGGCAUCAAAGAAAACGAGAACUUACACACUACUAAGCUUUUUCUUGCAUAUUUGCCUAGGAAACUGUUUGCAUACUACUACGGUAAAACUAAACGAAACGGAAGUAACACACGAAUUUGAUGUUUGGUUGAGUAGAGAGCAGAUGAUGUUUUUUGCAUACAAAGAGAGGUGAGAAAGUAUAGACGAAAAACUACUAUUAUACCAAAGCAAAGCUCGAGCAAGCAGGACCGUUCACAAUAAAUAAAGACAAUUGGACCGCAACUGAACUAAUGUUGAUAACCGCGAGAUCAAGACGAGUAAAUUUUUUUGCUUCUUGAUGCUGAAGAUGCUGAUUUAAGAAAAAGAAAGAAACAACCAUGUGAAUAUAUUAACGCACCCAUUGUUACCAAGACUGAGAAACUGUAACAUUUGUUAAUAUUUAAAGUAUAGAGCUAAGAAGACGAAAAACAAACAAAAAAAGAAAUAAAAGAAACAAAAAGUGAAUUAAGCAAAAAAAAAUGAAAGAAAAGCAUAAAGUUUUUGACGAAAA
Molecule: messenger RNA, 4395 nt
Organism: Cloeon dipterum
Lineage: Eukaryota; Metazoa; Arthropoda; Insecta; Ephemeroptera; Baetidae
Gene: Unr
Product: cold shock domain-containing Unr
Exons: 12
Coding region: 446-3220 (924 amino acids)
Molecular function (GO): nucleic acid binding
Source: RefSeq, a predicted model, not a curated record